GGAAAUGACUGGAACCAAAACAAAGCAUGAGCGAAGGGAUAAAUUAUUAGAAAUAAACGCGUUUGAAUAAUGAUUUUUUAACUGAGUUGGCGUGAGAAAACAUGUCCGGUUUGUCCAUUACGCAGUCUAUCAGCUGGCGCGGCUGAAGCCUCUCGUCCUCUCUUUUGGAUUGUGGAUUGUGACAAGUGCCAGGACAGCAGCAGAACAGGACCAGGACUAAUACUACCCUUCUCGGGGAUUGUCCCUCUGCUGCCUUUCAACGGGAGGUUCCUCCACUUUUCGCCUGACAGCCCACCACCCGGAGCCAAGACGUUGUUCCCCGUAGACCCGGGUUGCCCCAGUCCGAGCAGUGCAGUCCGUGUGGGCAGGUCGGCACUCGGCGUCCUGCAGGCCGGAGACAUGAUGGCACACUGUGCCGGCUGUGAACGGCCCAUCCUGGACCGGUUCCUCCUCAACGUGCUGGACCGAGCCUGGCACUCCAAGUGCGUCCAGUGCUGCGAGUGCAGCUGCGCCCUCUCCGAGAAGUGCUUCUCCAGGGACGGGAAGCUCUAUUGCAAAACUGACUUUUUCAGGCGGUUUGGCACUAAAUGCGCGGGCUGUCUGCAGGGCAUCUCUCCAAACGACCUGGUCCGCAAAGCGCGCAACAAAGUGUUCCACCUGAACUGCUUCACCUGCAUGGUGUGUAACAAGCAGCUGUCCACGGGAGAGGAGCUUUACGUGAUAGACGAAAACAAGUUUGUGUGCAAAGAAGAUUACGCCAGCUCCGGGGCCAUUAAGGAAGUCAACUUGAACUCAGUGUCGUCGUGUACAGAUAGGAGUUUAUCGCCGGAUCUGCAGGACCCAAUACAGGACGACAUAAAAGAGACGGACAAUUCCACGUCCUCUGAUAAGGAAACGAACAAUAUUGAGAAUGAGGAGCAGAACUCGGGGACCAAAAGGCGGGGGCCCCGGACCACCAUCAAGGCCAAGCAGCUGGAAACGUUAAAGGCCGCGUUUGUCGCGACGCCGAAACCCACCCGGCACAUCCGGGAACAACUGGCCCAGGAAACAGGACUAAACAUGCGCGUCAUCCAGGUCUGGUUUCAGAACAGAAGGUCCAAAGAGCGACGAAUGAAGCAGCUGAGUGCUCUGGGGGCCCGGCGGCACGCCUUCUUCAGGGGCCCGAGGAGGAUGAGGCCCCUGGGAGGAAGGCUGGAGGAUCCCGACAUCUUAGGACCCGGGGCCUACGGUUAUUACGGAGAAUACCAAGGUGACUAUUAUGGACCAGGAACUAACUACGACUUCUUCCCUCACGGCCCUCCAUCCUCGCAGGCUCAGUCUCCGGCCGAGUCGCCCUACAUCCUGAGCUCUGGACCCGGACCCAUGGAGGGCUCAGGCCACCACCCCUCAGACGACCAAAGGUUCACGGACAUGAUCUCCCACGCUGAAACCCCCAGUCCAGAGCCGGGCUUACCAAACUCCCUGCAGCCUAUCCCGGGGGAGGCCUACGGGGGCGGGCCCAGCCCCCCUUUCUCAUUGGCCAGUAACUCCAGCUACAGUGCUCCCAUGUCCCACCAAGGCCCGGAGAUGGGAGAGAGCACAGCCUGGUAAAGGACAAAAAACAGGGAUCUUUCCUGGGCUGAAUGUCAGCCUGGUUAAUUCAGGAGAUGAAAAAGAAAAACACACACAUUGGGAAGUGAACAAUACAGCUGAAAUUUUUAUGGAGGACUUUUUAAAUCACGGACUGAUUUUGCCAAUUUGAAAUGGAAUCAAGAAUGGGACAGCCUGCUGGAAAAAUGAAUAUUUGCUGCCCAGUAGACUCUCCAAAGCAUAUCCCCUCCUGGAUUACUGGACUUGAAAUGAUUUAAUAAUAAUAAUUUGUGAUUCCACCCAGCAAAAAAUGCUAAUCGCCUUCCCCUUGAUGUUAACGAAGGUUCUUGUCAUGCUCUAGGGACAAAUUAGAGAUUAAUGCCAAAGGGGACAUCUUAAGUUCUCUUAAUUUCUGUCCACACUUUCUUUUUGCUUAAAAGCAAUAUGAGUUUUUAUUAUUAUGUUCAUUGCCACACUACACUCAAUACUUAAAGAUAAAGGACCAGGUUUAAAAACAUGCUUUAAUUUUCAUAUACAAAAUCGUACGUGGCAAAAUAGACAUAUUACGUUUAGUCAAAAACGUUGCUUUAAACGUUGCUUUAAGCGUUCGUCUCUGUUAGACAAUAUGUCAAAUCAAAGGCUGCUUCUUCAUAGAAACUAUACACACACACACACACACACACACACACACACACACACACACACACACACACACACACACACACACACACACACACACACACAUGCACACACAUCUCUGGCAUUGACUUUCUCCAGCACACAUCUCAGCUUUAAGUCCCUUAAUGCACAAAAAGCGUUUUUUGAUCAUAGCUCAAAAAGAAGGAUGUCUAUACCAUUAUUCAAAACACGGACACAAUUAUACCGACACUUGUACUCACUCAAGCACACACACAUCGGCUAGUAUGCUUACAUGCACACACACACACGCACACACA
Notothenia coriiceps (black rockcod) is the source of this 2525-nucleotide messenger RNA. It is a transcript of the gene lhx5, whose product is annotated as LIM homeobox 5. Bases 400 to 1590 code for a protein of 396 amino acids. Gene Ontology annotation, biological process: regulation of transcription by RNA polymerase II; neuron differentiation. The record is from RefSeq and is a predicted model, not a curated record. Gene Ontology annotation, cellular component: nucleus. Gene Ontology annotation, molecular function: zinc ion binding; RNA polymerase II transcription regulatory region sequence-specific DNA binding; DNA-binding transcription factor activity, RNA polymerase II-specific. The transcript is spliced from 5 exons. NCBI's taxonomy places the organism in Eukaryota, Metazoa, Chordata, Actinopteri, Perciformes, Nototheniidae.